Nyctereutes procyonoides (raccoon dog) is the source of this 6218-nucleotide messenger RNA. It is a transcript of the gene SH3RF2, whose product is annotated as SH3 domain containing ring finger 2. NCBI's taxonomy places the organism in Eukaryota, Metazoa, Chordata, Mammalia, Carnivora, Canidae. The record is from RefSeq and is a predicted model, not a curated record. The coding region runs from base 238 to 2457 and encodes 739 amino acids. Gene Ontology annotation, cellular component: nucleoplasm. Gene Ontology annotation, molecular function: ubiquitin protein ligase activity; protein phosphatase 1 binding. Gene Ontology annotation, biological process: positive regulation of JNK cascade; protein ubiquitination; negative regulation of apoptotic process. The transcript has 11 exons.
ACUCAGAGUUGUUAAAGUUUUCAAAGCACGGCAGCGGCUCUUGGGGAAAAGGAAGCGAGUUGGAGGGAGCCUGGCCAGCCGAGGAUGGAGGAUCGCGCUCAGCUGAACUCAGCUGGGGUUCUGUGCUCAAGGCAGGAAUUCUGACACUCCCAAGAGACUGGAUCUGCCUCCUUGGCUCAGCUCACCCUACCAUGCAGAAUUUGCCCCUCCAGAUCAGGAUUGGAGUUUUAAAAUAAAAUGGAUGAUUUGACGUUACUUGAUCUUCUGGAGUGCCCCGUGUGCUUUGAAAAGCUCGACGUCACAGCUAAAGUCCUCCCUUGCCAGCACACCUUCUGCAAACCAUGUCUCCAGAGGAUUUUCAAGGCCCACAAGGAGCUGAGGUGCCCCGAAUGCAGGACCCUGGUGUUUUGCAGCAUCGAGGCUCUGCCAGCCAACCUGCUGCUCGUGCGUCUUCUAGAUGGUGUGCGCUCAGGGCAGAGCUCUGGAAGAGGGGGCUCCUUCCGCAGGCCUGGUGUGCUGACCUCGCAGGACAGCAGGAAAAGCGGGACUAACCCCAGAGGUCUGCAGUCCAGCCCUUUCCGACUGGUGCCUAAUAUCAGAAUCCACAUGGAUGGGGUGCCUCGAGCAAAGGCCUUAUGCAACUACCGAGGGCAGAAUCCUGGUGACCUGAGGUUUAAUAAGGGAGAUGUCAUCCUUCUCCGGAGACAGCUGGAUGAGAACUGGUACCAGGGGGAGAUCAAUGGAGUCAGUGGCAUCUUCCCAGCCAGCUCCGUGGAAGUCAUCAAACAACUUCCCCAGCCACCCCCACUCUGCCGGGCCCUCUACAACUUCGACCUACGAGACAAAGACAAGAGUGAGAACCAGGACUGCCUGACCUUCCUCAAGGAUGAUAUCAUCACUGUGAUCAGCCGAGUAGAUGAGAACUGGGCAGAAGGCAAGUUAGGGGAUCAAGUAGGCAUCUUCCCGAUCUUGUUUGUAGAGCCAAACCUCACUGCAAGACACCUCCUAGAGAAGAACAAAGGCCGGCAGUCAGCCCGCACAAAAACCCUGUCCCUGGUGCCCUCAUCCUCCCGAGGCAAAGCAAACAACACGCCCACCCUCCGCAGGGGCCCUGGAUCCAGGAGGAAGGGACCUGGACAGUUCUCCAUCACAACAGCCUUGAACACUCUCAACAGAAUGGUUCAUUCUCCCUCUGGGCGCCAUAUGGUAGAGAUCAGCACUCCGGUGCUCAUCAGCUCCAGCAACCCUUCUGUGAUUACCCAGCACAUGGAGAAAACAGAUGUUCCUCCCAGCUCUGUGGGACAGGUCAGCACUUACCACCCUGUACCCGCCUCCCCAGGACAUUCCACAGCCAUCGUCAGUCUUCCUGGAUCCCAGCAACACCUCUCCGCCAACAUGUUUGUAGCCCUGCACUCCUACUCAGCCCAUGGACCCGAUGAGCUGGACCUGCACAAAGGAGAAGGCAUCAGGGUCCUGGGGAAGUACCCAGACGGCUGGCUCAGGGGUGUCUCCUUGGUCACUGGGCGGGUCGGCAUCUUCCCCAACAACUAUGUCAUACCCAUUUUCAGAAAGACAUCUAGUUUUCCAGAUUCUCGGAGUCCUGGUCUCUACACCACAUGGACAUUAUCCAACUCCUCUGUGUCCUCCCAAGGCAGCAUUUCAGAAGGUGAUCCCCGGCAGAACCGUCCCUUCAAGUCCAUCUUUGUGCCCACCGCCAUUGUCAACCCUGUGAGGAGCACAGCCAACCUGGGGACUUUAGGACAGGGCUCUCUUCGGAAAUCCGGGCGGAGCAGCAUGAGAAAGAGUAAGUGGUGGCAGAGAGAUGGAUCCCUGCAGAGACCUGCCCAGUCAGGGAUCCCCACCCUUGUGGUGGGCUCCCUCAGACACAAUCCCACCAUGGUCGUUCGGCCUCAGCAGUUCCAGUUCCACCAGCCACAGGGGGUCCCCUCCUCACCUUCGACAGUGGUGGCAGAGCUGGGACCUAAGCCCACUCCCACUGGAGAGCCUGCCCUCACGUGCGUCAGCAGGGGCAGCGACACCAGGAUCCGCUCAGCAGCCAGUUCCCUCAUCAUGGAAGGCAAGGAAAUCCCCAUCAAGAGUGAGCCUCCACCUAAACCACCUGCAUCUGCCCCACCAUCAAUCCUGGUGAAACCAGAAAACUCAAGAAACGGCAUUGAAAAGCAAGUCAAAACCGUGAGAUUCCAGAAUUACAGCCCUCCUCCUGCCAAGCAGUACACCUCCCAUCCCACCUCAGGAAAGCCUGAACAGCCUGCCACCCUGAAGGGGUCCCAGCCUGAAGCAGCCCCCUCAGGCCCAGAGAUGACCGUCCUAUUCGCCCACCGAAGCGGCUGCCAUUCUGGACAGCAAACAGACCUCCGAAGGAAGUCAAGUUUGGGCAAGACCAUGACCCCGGUGCCCGCUGCCUCGGCCACACAGACUAUGUUCCCCAGCAAAUGAAUCUACAGGUGGCUUUUCCCAGACCCCAAAGAGAUUCUGAAAUCUCUUUCACUUUCACAGACCCUGCCUUGGUCAUCUUCCCAGGAGGAGCUAGCAACAGUUGGGAGACCAAAGAGAACAAAUCAUCUCCUUGGAUGGAAACUGCUCAAUGGAGAGUUUGUGGGCCUUGUGAUGUGAUAUUCCUUGGACGUCAGGGGUGGUACCAGAAUACCAACAGGCUGGCUUCUGGGACAGAAGGGCAAUAGGAGAAGAAAAAAAUUUGUCUUCAACCAGCGCAUCAGUGGGUGGUGGGUCAGGUUGGGGAACAGCACGUAAGCUGCUCCAGGUUACCACAGACUCCCCACCCUCCUGUUACUCUGUUCUGUUGUCCAAGCCAAACUUUAUCUUGACAACUUCUCACACCUUGGCACCUAACUGACAAAUGAAAAGACUGGACAUCAAAUUCCUUCCAGCUCUGUACCUGGCCAGUCCCUGCAGCUCACAUUUGGAACAGUGGAGGCAGGGGAUGGUAUAAGAUUCUCCUCUUAGAUAGUCAAGCCAGAGAGGCCAGUGCUUCUUCACAACACCCCUAGCUUUGACUCCCUCUCCUGACUCCCACCAAUCAUCCUGAGCCCUUCCACCACACCUUUGUUCUUUUUCCAUCUGAUCCCAUGCCAUCUUUUCCCCCCGACACUGUCUGAUCAAGAGGGUUUCUUUUAGAACAUACUGAUUAAGGAAAUGAGGACUUAGUACAUAAAGAAUUCCAGAAGAAAAAAAAUCCAUGAUGUAAUAAGAGAGCUACCACAGACUACAGAGAGGCUAUUUGAAGUCUAAAGAUAUAAAAUCAGUUACAACCAUGCAUUCUUUUUUGUUCAGAAAUAAGUCGUCUUAAAGGACUGGUCAUUAGAAGAUCUCCUAUGUCUGGUUUCAAAAAACUCUAAAAUACAAAUUUUACACCCAACAUGGGAUUCAGACUCACAACCCUGAGAUCAAGAGUUGCAUACUCUCCCACCUGUGCCAGCCAGGUGCCCCUACCUUAAACACAAAUUUUAAAUUAUCUGUAUUAAGCAGAGCGAGCCAUGGAACCAAUAAAUGCGAUUCAGAUGUACCCUGAGACUCUUCAAGCCAUACAUUUUCAUCUCCUCCCCUAUCUUAAGACAUCGAUGAGAAUUUCAUUUUUAAAAGCACAUGCCACCCCGAUUAUUAAAGAUAAGGACAAGAACACAGCAGCAUUUGGAUAUGUUGGUCGUUUAAAAGUUCAGGAUGAUAAUUUCGCUCUGAAAAUUAGGCUUUCAUGCAGUCCUGUUUGUAAGCAGCAGCAAGCAGCAGCCAAACCAUGAGCAGAGUAAGGAAUUUAUUUUGUGGUUAAAGGAAUGUUUUCUGCUAUGUGAAGCUGCCACAUGCAGGACUCAAACUAGCACCGCUCUCUUAAUUAAAUGAGCAACCUGGACUUUUUAACCACACCCUACCCUCAGUUAACCCCAGAGGAAAGUGAUAAUAAGCACCAGCAACCUCAAAGUAUUGGCUUUAUCUGCCAGGUGGUGAGUGAGAAGCUAAGAGGUAUGGAGAGACCACAGAAAGGAUAAUUCAAGGAUGACACAGCCUCUCACACAUGGUCAGUGAUUCUGUUGCCAGUUGUCUGUCAUCCCUUUUAACUACUCUGACUCAAUGUUGGCUCCAUUUCCUCUGGGAUGCAUUCAGGUUUGGUUGGCUCCUAGCCCAGCAGCAAAGAAACUAGAGAUGCUGCCUUCAGACUCUGGGAUCUACUUGUCACUACCAUGAGGCCUUACAGCCCACCAAUACAUAGGUUUCAGUGACUUCAUUUUCCAGAGAAAAGUCAUUUGAAUUCAGAGAAGGAAUUUUACUUUUAUAGAUGAUAUUUGGAAAGGUGAAGUAUAGGCAAGCUGCCCACACAGAAGCAUGUUGUAUAAACUAGGGAGUUGGGGUGAGGGGUGGACACACAACAACGUUUAGUCCCCAAAAACCAUUAGACCAUAUUAGCUAAUUACAGCCUUGUGUUCAAGAGCCUCUCAUUCCCAUUUGCUGUUUCUCACAUUUUCUUUCUUCUUCCUCUCCCAUUGAGGCAACAGGAGAUCACCACUCCUAAUUUGUACACUUGCUGUUUUUUAAGUCUCUGGGAACUUUCCAUGACUUACCAAGUGGAAGGUUUUAUGGAAAUGUAGCUUUUCCUUUGACUCUGCUUAGCCAAUAGACCAAAUAUUUUUUUAAAAAACCUCAGUGAAACAUCUGGUUUGUUUCCAACCAAACAGGAGCUUAAGAAAAGCACCACCACCCACCCGUUUCCUAAAGUUUUCAUCUCUGAACUGUCAGUUCCACCAUAUGGAUUCCAAAACAUCAUGGGCCAAAAAGCAGUGGAAGGAGUGUGGAAGGGGUGGGGAAGCGGUGAGGAUGAAGUAGAAUGGUCAGAAUGAGGUCAGCCCAGAAAUUUACCCUAGAAUAGUUUGCUAACCAGAGUCUGGGUUUCAUCUUCUGGAAUUGUUUCUUCUUAUUCCAUGUGGCUCGGGGAGGGGUGCCGUUUAGGGGAAAAAGUGGAAAGACAAAAUGGAAGGGGAGAAAAAUUCACACCUCCAUGGAAAUGUAAGCAGAGAACCUAUAGACUCUUGUGUCAUGUUUGGUUUUUUUUUUUUUAAGUACAGUGUUUUUAAUAGACCAAAAGAGAAUCUUUAUGAGGUAAUACGUAUGUGAAUGAUGUUUAUAAAAUAGGAUGUAAUAUCUUAACCAUUAUGGACUAUUGUAUAAGCUUAGAUAUAUAAAAUAUAGGAACCUACAAAAAUUAUUUUAUAGAGCAAUGGACACUUAAGGACUUCCAAAGUUUUCAUAUCCUUGUUCCAAAAAAAAAAAGAAAAGAAAAGAAAAGAAAGAAAGAAAGAAAGAAAGAAAGAAAGAAAGUUCCAAAGCUGGCAGCUUAUUUCCUUAGUAUAUUCCACUGUAAAGGCAAGAAGUGUGGUGGGGUUUUAUGUGUUUUCUAGUUUUGUAAUUUAUGAUUGUCUAUAUGGAUUGCUUUGAAAUGUCUAUUGCUUGUGUGUUAGUGUUGUUCGCCCACAUGGGAGUCAUCAGAGAUCCAUUCCACACUUUGCAUCUUGGAAAACCAAAAGGAAUUUUCUGGUGGAAAGAAAAAUUCACAGAACAUGUCUUCACUGUUGGGAAACCCUCAGAUCUGUACCACUGACAGCUCUUUGCAAGUCUGAGGAAAUGGGAAGUUUAACACCAGAGUUGUUGUCUCUCACCUAAAUAUUGGAUGUUGGCUAACUUUUCUCUUGGGAAGAAAGCAUAUAUUUUUAGUAAGUCCUUUUUUUUCUUGCACUUGACAUGGUCUAGAGGAAACCAGAAGUCAGGGCCCUAAGCUGCAUUGCCUCGGGACCACUCUCCACCAUAGUUUUCAAAGAACCGUCCACAUAUCAAUUCUGUUCUCUGUUCCGUGCUUCACUGGCAGAACCAGUGCUCUCUGGAGCCUAGUUUUGUUUGGGUUUGUGGUUCUAAUGAGGAGUUGAGUUUGCUCUUUACCGGCCAGACUGAGGAAAGGAAGCCAAGGGAGACAGGCAUUCCCUGGCUGGACAGGUCCACCUGUACCUCCCACCAGCACAGGAGACCCACACCAGAGACCAGGGCCCGCAGGACCGUCUGCCCUCCACCAGGGAAGGGCCCAUCAUCCAAAGUGAGGACAAUACCCAAGCCUCCUUCAUCAGAAAUGCAUACUGUCCCCAGCUGCAAGCUUGGGAAGCCCGAUGUGUGUUUUAGCAUGAACAAUAAAAUUGGUUUAG